AAGAGAGAAAGGAAAAGCAUGGAUCAUAUGGCGAUGGCGCCCAUGAGCUUCUUCUGGCACAUCAAAUUCACGCUCCUCUUCCCCGGCUGGGUGCCCGACACUCCACUCCUCUACGCGCUCACGCUCAUCUUCGCCGUGGUGUUCGCGAUCGCCCACGAAUGGAUCGCCGCCAAGCGCUCGACCAUCCUCGCCCCCUCGCCCUCGCCCAACGCCUAUUCCGCGCCGGAUUUGGAGAAGGGAGCCAGCAGCGACGAGGAUCCCGCGAGAAAUCCUCCCAAGUCUAUCGUGGCGAUUGUGCUCGCGGUGGUGAUCCACGGCGCCUAUGUGAUCACGAGCUACUUGCUGAUGAUGAUGGUGAUGACUUUCAACGCUGGGAUCUUCAUCGCGGUCAUGGUAGGAUUGUGUAUCGGAUUCCUUUUCUUCAAGCUUCUGCCAAAUCGACCGAGGAUUUCUUCCACCGCGCCCGGAUCCUCUGUUUAGAGGGAACGCUGUUAUAUUUGUAAAGCUCCUAUCAUCAAUCAAUGGUUGCUUUGAUUUA
This is a messenger RNA of Selaginella moellendorffii, 538 nucleotides long. Its product is annotated as copper transporter 5-like. Lineage: Eukaryota; Viridiplantae; Streptophyta; Lycopodiopsida; Selaginellales; Selaginellaceae. Gene Ontology annotation, biological process: copper ion transmembrane transport; intracellular copper ion homeostasis. The transcript has a single exon. Bases 19 to 480 code for a protein of 153 amino acids. The record is from RefSeq and is a predicted model, not a curated record. Gene Ontology annotation, cellular component: plasma membrane. Gene Ontology annotation, molecular function: copper ion transmembrane transporter activity.